Anopheles marshallii is the source of this 342-nucleotide messenger RNA. Its product is annotated as IQ domain-containing protein N. Gene Ontology annotation, molecular function: calmodulin binding. The coding region runs from base 1 to 342 and encodes 113 amino acids. The record is from RefSeq and is a predicted model, not a curated record. Lineage: Eukaryota; Metazoa; Arthropoda; Insecta; Diptera; Culicidae. The transcript has a single exon.
AUGCACAUUCAUCCGAGCUCACCGAACUCCUCCCAGUCGGAGGAUGAUGCGGCCACAAAAAUCCAGGCUGGGUUCCGCGGGUAUCGCGUGCGUAAGCAGAUGCGCGGACAGGGUGCGGUCUCCAAUACGGCCGGUGGCGUAGGUGCCGGACCUGGAGCAUCCGGUGCGUCAUCGUCCGGUACGGUGGAAGACAAAUCGGCCACCAAGAUACAGGCAAACGUACGCGGUUUUCUGGUGCGCAAGAAGCAAAAGAUGGCCACCGAGGCAGCGACCAAGAUACAGGCCAGCUUCCGUGGAUUCAAGACGAGAAAGGAGCUGAAAUCGAUUAAGAAGGACAAAUAG